Molecule: messenger RNA, 651 nt
Organism: Cryphonectria parasitica EP155
Lineage: Eukaryota; Fungi; Ascomycota; Sordariomycetes; Diaporthales; Cryphonectriaceae
Exons: 2
Coding region: 1-651 (216 amino acids)
Source: RefSeq, a predicted model, not a curated record
AUGCAUUUCUCCAAGCUCCUCCAAGUCCUCCUGGCCGCCGUCUCGGCCUAUGCCUAUGCGGCCGGCCGGGACGACCACUUCGCCGCCGUCCGCCUAGCAGCCAGACAAUCGUCGAACACCACCGCCCAAGAAACGACUUGUGCCCAGGCCUCCAUCCUAGCCCAGGGCAUCGCCCUGAACAUAGCCAACCAGCAGGCGCAGGUCUCCAUAGCCAACAAGAUGACGCUCAUCCUCACCGCCACCCCGCCUGUCGACCAGGCUGCCUGGGGCCAGGCACGCACCGCAAUGCUGCAGGUCCUCAACAACGGCGUCAGCAUCCGCAAGACGAACCAGGCCAUCAUGCCCGCCGGGAACGCCGCCACGCCGGGGCUGGGGGUCAUCGCGAAUGCGCAGAUGGCCGAGCUGAGCCUCGCGGGCAACCUGACCAUGACCGGCGUGGAUGAUGUCGAGGGUAACAUGCAGCGUGUCACUGUGUUGCAGUCGGACUUUUCGGGGGGAAUAAUGCAGAACAUGAAGAACAUGGCUGACGCAAUUGCGGCAUGCGGUUCUGCGGCGACUACUACACCGGCGACCGCUGCGGCUGUUGCUGCGUCGUCGGAUGCCUCUGCUACUGCUAGUGGAAGCAGCGUGACUCGUCGCAAGACGCGCUGA